AUGAAAAAAAAGGGAGAGAAGAGAGAGAAUUGGGGUCGAGGACGGCGGUGGAGGAGGGCGACGGAGCGUCGGGAGGUUGCUGGCGUUGGUGAUGGUGAUGAUGAUGUUGUUGUUGUUGGUUUUCUUUUAUGCAGGAGAGAGAAAAGGAAGAAAAAUAAAAAGGAGAAAGAGAGAAAAAAAGGAAAAGUAAGCUUUUGGGCCUCCCCUUUGUGGGAGGGCUUAGUCAGCAGUGCCAUCAAGCAAGCCAAAGCAAAGCAAGAAAGCAAGAAAGCAAGAAGAAGAAGAAGAAGAAGAAAGCAGCUUUUCUUUCGGGCGUUGCAGAGAGAAGAUCAAACAAUGGAUGUAGUUAGCCAGGCGGGCGACGGUGACGGUGGCAAGGGGGAUGAGAGAGACGGCAUCCAGAGGCCAGCAGUGGAUGGAUGGCUGCAGUGGUCUUCCAGCAGCUAA
Messenger RNA from Trichophyton verrucosum HKI 0517, 447 nucleotides. RefSeq lists its product as uncharacterized. The record is from RefSeq and is a predicted model, not a curated record. Lineage: Eukaryota; Fungi; Ascomycota; Eurotiomycetes; Onygenales; Arthrodermataceae. The coding region runs from base 1 to 447 and encodes 148 amino acids. The transcript has 2 exons.